CUCGCCCCCUCCUCGCGUCGCUUUAACCUGAUAACUUUCUGAACGGAGUUAGGUUCAGUUUGUUACCUUUUACAUAAUGAGGAGUUAACGGAACAACAGACACGGAAGAAGAAGAAGAAGAAACACGGACGGUUAGAAGACGGAAGAAAAGGAAGAAGAAGAAGAAGUUAUUUCUCAGGUUCUCACCGCUGUGAAGGAAGAAGAGGAAGAAGAGCAUCGGGAGGAGCGACAGAGAUGAUGGAGGAGGUGACGCUGAGAGGAGGCGUCGCCAUGGCGCCCGGAGGCGUCCCAGAAGAGGAGGAGACUCCUCGGAGGGAUGCAAACAUUUACUGCAACCACACCGACAACAGUCUCACUCCCGAUGCAGCUGAGGCUACGCCGGAGGCCGCCACGGAAAUGGAGCAAACCAAAGACCUCCCAGUGAUGCCCCAGAAACCAGGACCUGUGGUCGUCCAGGGCAACAACAAGAACCCAGCCAGUGAGAAGCUGGAGAGAGUCCGCAAGUGGAGCAUCGCCACCUAUAAGUGCACCCGGCAGGCUCUGUCGGAGAAGCUCGGCCGAGGAUCUCGUACGGUGGACCUGGACCUGGAGCCUCGCCUCGAGCUGCUCAAAGACGACCGACAACGCUACGACAACGUGACCAAGCUGGCUCAGACGCUGGCCAAUCAGCUCGCUCAGUUCUCAGUCACCCAGAAGACACUGGGGGACGCCUUCAGCGACCUCAGCGUCAAAACGCCAACACUGCACGUGGAGUUUGGUGUGAAUGCAGAGGCUCAGAAGUUUCUGUCGAAGAGCGGCGAGACUCUGAUGGCCGCCAUUAACACCUUUACAUCCGACAUGAACACGCUGGUCAACAAAACCAUCGAGGACACUAUGAUCAACGCCAAGCAGUACGAGGCUGCCAGGAUGGAGUACGAUGCGUACCGAGUGGACCUGGAGGAGUUGAACCUGGGGCCCCGGGACGCCAUCACCAUGCCCAAACUGGAGCUGGCCCAGAAGGACUUCCAGAGCCAGAGAGAGAAAUACCAGCGGGUACGGGACGGCCUGUCCGUCAAAGUUAAGCUGCUGCAGGAGAACAAGGUUAAAGUCCUCCACAAGCAGUUGUGGCUGCUCCACAGCGCCGUCGCUGCCCACAGUUUAUCGUGUCAAAACUUCCUGGAGCAGAACAUGAGGCAGGCGGGCGAACACCUCAACACCCCCAGCGUAGAUGCCCCCUCCUGGCUGGAGGAAAGUUGACACGACAACCAAACAACAACCAAACUUGGCCACGUGGAUUGAAGUUGGGUUCGAAGAAUGUUUUGUAAUAAAUGGACUAGAAAUGUUCAGAUGCAUGUGGAUUUUGGGAUAGGUAGGUAGGUAGGUAGGUAGGUAGGUAAAGUAUUUAUACCAAAGUGGAAUGGGAGCUUUUGGGUUUGGGAUGGAUUUUCAGCCUAUGGAAAGUGUUUGCUACAAAUAUGAGGAGUUAGACACAGCAGUUUACAGGGAAAUGUAUUGUUUUGGAUGUUGAAUGGGCUCCUUUUUAAAGGCUCAGAAAACGUGCAAUUUUAUCACUUUCCAGGUCUAAAAAUGUUGUUCAAAAGUCUAAAACAAAUCGUUGAAAAGGAUGGAUUUUAUUUUGAAUUCUUAGCAUGAUUAACUCUCAGUUUCUAUACUAUGCAUCCAUUCACAGACGUACAGUACUUGUGACUUCUGACCUGUUUAACAGAGACGAAACCCCCUCUGGUUUUCUUGCCUCAAUCUUAUUGUGUUGGGGAGUAAAUCCAUAAUCCUCUGGGAGGCACUAAGCCUUUCUUUGAACUUUAAAAAAAAAAAUCCUCACCCACUGCAGUCAGAAACUAAACAGCGACUAAAAGUGCCUCGACACCGGUGCUGGAAAACUGCUUCUCUGCACCGACUGGCUUCCCUAUUUGCUGUCCUGAUUGGACUCUUAUUGAAUCUUUUGUCUCCUUUUUGUUCAUUUUUUUUAUUUGGUAGCAGCUUCUCAUUUUUAGCCGCCACGGACCAUCACUUUUACUGGUUAAAAUGAUUAACAUUGCCUACGGCAGAUCAUAUUUAGCUGUAGCUAAUUAACAUUAAUGCCAGAAGUUUUUUUGCAAAAAGGGUGAAAUGAAACGUGGCAGUUCUCUGGUAAUGUUCUCUGCAAGACAGUGUUUUUCUAGGCAAAAGCUUAUAUGUAUUGAAGUGUGUAUAUAUAUUGUAUAUACAGUAUAUAUACACUACCGGUCAAGU
This is a messenger RNA of Perca flavescens (yellow perch), 2229 nucleotides long. Its product is annotated as arfaptin-1. Gene Ontology annotation, molecular function: protein domain specific binding; phospholipid binding. The transcript is spliced from 8 exons. Bases 235 to 1236 code for a protein of 333 amino acids. Gene Ontology annotation, biological process: intracellular protein transport; regulation of Arp2/3 complex-mediated actin nucleation. The record is from RefSeq and is a predicted model, not a curated record. NCBI's taxonomy places the organism in Eukaryota, Metazoa, Chordata, Actinopteri, Perciformes, Percidae. Gene Ontology annotation, cellular component: trans-Golgi network membrane.